AGAGGCGCUUGAGAGUAGACCGCUUGGAGAGUGGGAGCGCAGUCGCAGGUUAUCCAUCGCCUGGUACAAGAUCUACCGUCACUCUGCCACGUCUGGGAUCUUCCUUUAUAUAGACGAGAAACUUAACAAAACCACUUCACUCAACGCGGAUCCAGCGUGUUCUCUUUUUCCUUUUUUGUCCCGUCUCUCUUUUUUUUUUCCAGCCCCCUGAUCAGGCUAAACCAUCCUGUGUUUUGUAAAGGCAAUUGUUAGUGCGCAUCAUCGCGGGAGCCAAAAGGAGAUUUGCCACUGUUCCAUAGGAGACUGCGGGCUGCUGGAGCGUCAUGACAGCUGAGAAGAGCGGGCCCGUUAUAAACGGUAAACCAGAGGAUGGCAGAGACCCGGAAGGGUCCAGCUCCAGCCUAGACAACAGGGAGUACAAUGAGAGGGGCCACUGGAACAACAAGAUCGAGUUUGUCCUGUCUGUGGCUGGAGAGAUCAUCGGGCUGGGCAACGUCUGGAGGUUUCCUUACCUCUGCUACAAGAAUGGAGGAGGUGCGUUCUUCGUUCCAUAUGUCAUCUUCUUCGUGUGCUGCGGUAUCCCCGUGUUUUUCCUGGAGACUGCCCUGGGUCAGUUCACCAGUGAGGGAGGCAUCACCUGCUGGAGGAAAGUCUGCCCGCUGUUUGAGGGUAUUGGCUAUGCAACGCAGGUGAUUGAAGCUCAUCUAAACGUGUACUAUGUAGUGAUCCUUGCUUGGGCCAUCUUCUACCUCUUCAACUGCUUCACCACUGAGCUGCCGUGGGCUGCCUGUGGGCACUACUGGAAUACAGAGAACUGUGUUGACUUCCAUGGAGAAAAUGCCACCAACAUUACAAACCCCAACGCAACUUCUCCAGUCAUUGAGUUCUGGGAACGCAGAGUACUGAAGAUAUCAGAUGGUAUUGAGCACAUGGGGGGAAUGCGCUGGGAGCUGGCCAUGUGUCUGGCCCUGGCCUGGUUCAUCUGCUACUUCUGCAUCUGGAAGGGACCCAAGUCAACUGGCAAGGUUGUGUAUGUGACAGCUACAUUUCCUUACGUCAUGUUGUUGGUCCUGCUGAUCAGAGGAGUGACGCUGCCAGGAGCAUACGAUGGCAUCAAGUUCUACCUCUACCCGGACAUUUCACGUCUCUCUGACCCUCAGGUAUGGGUGGAUGCGGGAACCCAAAUCUUCUUCUCCUAUGCCAUUUGCUUGGGCUGUCUCACUGCUCUGGGAAGUUACAAUGCCUACAACAAUAACUGCUACAGGGACUGCAUCAUGCUGUGUUGUCUGAACAGCGGCACCAGCUUUGUAGCAGGUUUUGCCAUCUUCUCUGUGCUGGGCUUCAUGGCCUUAGAACAAAAUGUUCCCAUUGAGGCUGUGGCAGAAUCUGGGCCUGGUCUUGCAUUCAUUGCAUACCCCAAGGCUGUUACCAUGAUGCCUCUGUCUCCACUUUGGGCCUGUCUCUUCUUCAUGAUGCUCAUCUUCCUUGGUCUGGACAGUCAGUUUGUGUGUGUGGAGAGUUUGGUGACAGCUGUUGUGGACAUGUACCCAGAGACCUUCAGGAGAGGCUACCGCAGAGAGCUGCUGAUUCUGGGCAUGUCUAUAGUCUCCUUCUUCAUAGGACUCAUCAUGUGUACAGAGGGAGGGAUGUACGUCUUCCAGCUGUUUGACGCGUACGCUGCCAGCGGGAUGUGUUUGCUGUUUGUGGCCAUAUUUGAAUCCAUAUGUAUCGGCUGGGUGUACGGUAGUGACAGAUUCUACCUAAAUAUUGAGGACAUGAUUGGCUACAAACCUGUCUUCUUCAUCAAGUGGUGCUGGAUGAUCCUGACCCCGGGCAUCUGCGCUGGAAUUUUCUUGUUCUUCCUGAUUAAAUACAAACCACUGAAGUACAACAACGUGUACACCUACCCUGACUGGGGCUAUGGCAUCGGCUGGUUCAUGGCCAUGUCCUCGAUGGUCUGCAUCCCUCUGGGGAUGAUCUGGAUGAUCUGGAAGACUCCUGGCACCUUCUCUGAGAGAAUUAAGAAGUUGACGACUCCCAGCCCGGACCUGAAAAUGAGAGGGAAACUCUGCGGCGUCAGUCCUUACGCUGCCAACGAUGCAAAACUUAAGGUUGAUGGGAAAAUAUCCACCAUCUCAGAGAAGGAGACGCAUUUCUAACUGACCGCCUGACUGACCGACCACGCUGCCUGCCGUCUUCACAAUAAGUCCAACAAUGAAAACUACAGCAAAUGACAACACCAUCAUUAUCCACCACUACACAAAACAGGAAAUGAAACAAAUGACUCGGAGUGUUAUUUUUGUUAUGUAAAAAAAAGGGAAAAAAAGGAAAAGCUAUCACAUGAUUAUGUAGCCUGUUUUCCACAAACUUUGAUAACACAUUUGUUGUUUUCAGUUAACAUUGUGAGUAAAGCAGCUGUUUCUUUCUUUUCUAACCAUUAAUAUUUAAAAUCUGUUUGCUGACGUACAAUAUAUGGUUAAAACUUGUCCUGGUUCCUUGUCAGUACUGGUAACACUGGUGUCUGGGCCUUUAGAACAAUACCAAUGUGCUGUGUUGUAAAAGGCUUACACUGUUCAUUUAUUGGCAAAGUGCUGUGCCUCUCUAUUAGGUACUAGGUACCCAAAUGUGACUAUCUAAGAUGUAGCAGCUCGGGGACCAGUCUACAUAGUUUUGUGUGUUAAGAGAGGACACUGCAGUAUGUGUUAGUACUGAAGCUAUAAGAGGGCAUACCCUGAAUACUCCUGCAAGUAAAACUUUGAGUUGUAUAUAAAGAGUUUUACCAUUGACAUCUUGGACUUUAUCUGAACCAGCUGUGACUGUGAGGGCUGUGGAACGUUUUUAGGCCUUCAGUAGUUCUUAUUUACUUGAAUUCAAUGUUGUCACUUAGCAACAAAAGCAAAAACUCAGCUUACUGGAUGUAAUUGAAUGAUAUUAUUAGGUUAAUGAUUAUCGUGUUAGGAUAUAUUGGGUCUCUGAGGGCUAUUCUGAUUUCCAUUUCUUUCUAAAUAGAUGUCUCUGGUUUACAGUAGUAUUGAAAGGCAAAUGAAAAGAGGUCCAGAGUGUAAAUACUCUGUAAAACCAUUCCUCUCAGUUUUAGAAAUCUUUAAUUUUACAUCUCUAGUUUUGAGAUACAAAUCUUCACAUGGCUACAAAUAGCAGUGAGUGACUUGCAGGCUGAGUCUAAAAACACACCUCUCUCUCCUCUAGCUGCCCUCCUAUAAGUCGUGGGUAUCUGUCAUUUCACAGCAAUUAUGCUGAGCUUAACAUAGAGUGACAGACAGACGUGCUUCCACCCCUGCAUUUUCUUCCCUCUCUGCCUGUAGAGGAGAAGAUAGACGCCCAUCAGAUGAGCAUUUCAAAACCCCUCUGUCUUCUUAUCCCCCCUCUUUUUAUUUCUUUCCCCUUGUCCCCUUCUCUCUUUCGCUGUCCUUCCUUCUCAUCAUCAACCUCUGCUUGUCCGCCUCUUUCAAUUUUUUCCCCCACUUAUGUCUUUGGCUUCGCUUCAUCACGUGGAGGCCUUGAGCAAUGACAUGGACCUUGUAUGAAACCCUGAUGCUGCUAAAUGCUUUGUACUGAGUCACAGACCUAUGCAUCAGCGAAGGUCUUGCUAUUGAUUAGUGUUUCUGUGACCUUUCGUCUGGCAUUGUAAAGCAUUAAACCUCAUUGAAAAAAAUAGAUCUUUUAAUUUUGCUGUCUGAGCCACUGCAGGGGUGAAAGCUGUUCCUGUCAUCCAUUUAAUUGUAGUAAGAGUCAAUGAGCUGGUCUCAUUGUUCUGAUCAAUCUCAGUCCAUUACAGCCUCAUCCAAUCAGCACUCGAAUGACUCUGAGUUGUCCUUCCUCCCUUCUUUGCUUUGUCCCACUUUCUCACUUUUCGUCCUUUCUUCCCUCUGUCCUUGUUUCCUGAUGAAAAUGCAAUCAGAGGAAUGCAUCUGAGGGGAUGAAACUCAAAUUUCUCUCUUUACAGUUUUUCAGGAGGAGGCAAAGAGAGCAGGGGAAGAAAUAAGGAAUUGAUGAGCUGAGGAAGUGCGUGAUCGAGUAAGUAAUGAGGGAAAUCGAGGAAGUGAUUAGUGACUGAAGCCCCUCCUGUCUAAGCUGUGACAUCCCCUUAAACAUGUGAUUGGUCCCUCUGGCGUGGUUGCAUUAUGACAUUAUCACCUCCUCACUGAUGUUUGUGCUAGUUAAUAUUCGUGUGCAUUGGAAAUUAUAGCCUGCUGUUUAACACUGAUCAUGUUGAUGUAUAUUUUUACAUCUCCUUUUAGAAAUCUGUGGUCUAUUUCUUGAGAUGAAAGAUGUUUUAAAAGAAUUGCUGUAUUAAAAAGAAUACGUCCUUUGUUUUGACUUUUGAUAUGCCGCUCAAAAGCUCUUAUUAUAGAAAUAUAAUGAAAGGUGUUUUACUGUUCUGUACUGUUCCACACACAUUUUGGUAUUCACAGGACACAUGAACUGUCUGCUUACUCAUUUUUAAGAAUAAAUAUUAUAAAGGAAA
Molecule: messenger RNA, 4486 nt
Organism: Siniperca chuatsi (mandarin fish)
Lineage: Eukaryota; Metazoa; Chordata; Actinopteri; Centrarchiformes; Sinipercidae
Gene: slc6a11b
Product: solute carrier family 6 member 11b
Exons: 15
Coding region: 324-2159 (611 amino acids)
Biological process (GO): sodium ion transmembrane transport
Cellular component (GO): membrane
Source: RefSeq, a predicted model, not a curated record